Messenger RNA from Thyridium curvatum, 819 nucleotides. RefSeq lists its product as uncharacterized. The record is from RefSeq and is a predicted model, not a curated record. Gene Ontology annotation, molecular function: aralkylamine N-acetyltransferase activity. Lineage: Eukaryota; Fungi; Ascomycota; Sordariomycetes; Thyridiales; Thyridiaceae. Gene Ontology annotation, cellular component: cytoplasm. Bases 1 to 819 code for a protein of 272 amino acids. The transcript is spliced from 4 exons.
AUGUCUGCAGGAUCUCAUCGAUCAGACGAGAAAUCACCCGCAGGAUCGCACACAGGAUUCGCUGAAUGUGCCAUUGACGAUUCCGACGCUGACCCAGAAUACGCCAUGGCACAGCAGGAGAUGAACCAGCAAAAGUGGGAGAGCAAAGACGAGAAGCAGGCCAUCCAGAAAGUGUUGCCUUUUACUUUCGCCCCAAACAUUCGACCCUUGACUAUGGACGACUUCGAAUCUGCGGUGGCAUUGGAACAUGCCGCUUUCCCCCCGGAGCACCGAGCUUCUCGCGAAAAGAUCGAGUAUCGUCUCACCGCAUGCCCUGAACUCUCCAUGGGGCUCUUUUGCACCGCACCUCCGGAGACGGCCAAGGAGGCGGGCCUCGAGACUGCAGAAGCUGCCAAGCCGGUCGAGACCGACCGUGCAGAUGGCGCAGUGAGUGUGUUGCUUGCACACAUCAUCUCAACGGCAUCAAACAACAAGGUCGUGACCGAUGAUGAUAUGCUUUACCCCAAGGACUGGAAAACGUCCGGCCUCACGGGCCACAAGGUCGGCCACCAGCAAGACGGUCGCAUGGUCGCCAUUCACUCACUGGCAGUCUCGCCCAAAGUCCAGGGCUGUGGCCUGGGCAAGCUCAUCAUGAAGGCCUAUCUCCAGCAAAUGCAACAGUCUGGAGUUGCAGACAGUGUGGCGAUUCUUUGUCAAGAUUAUCUCGUUGACUACUAUUCUCGCUUCGGCUUCCAGAACCUAGGGGAGAGCAAAGCCACGUUCGGUGGCGGGGGUUGGACUGACAUGAACAUCCAACUGGACCAGAAAUCAUCGACUUAG